AUGGGUUUUUACCUAUUUCCUGAAAGGACUCGGAGAGAUAAUAAUGAAGGCAAAUGGAAAAAACGGAGAAAUUUGCGUAAAAGAGGGAUGCUCCAAAACAUCACCUGUAACCAUUGUGGGGAACCAGAGAGUGUGGAUCACAUCCUCUUUCACUGCCAAUACGCAAACGAGGUCUGGAGGUAUGGACCGUGGAAUCAAUCCAUCGAUACAACUGAUGCUACAACGUUCUUCGAAAAGCUUGAGAGAUCUUGGAACCUAACUCCCCUCCCACCUUAUGGAUUUACGGGCAAUGCUUUGCCGUGGAUAUGCUGGGCAAUCUGGACCUCCAGGAACCAACGGAUCUUCGAAAAUAGAUACCAAUCGCCAGAAGAAACAGCUCUAAAAACGAUCCAGGCCCUCAAGGAAUGGGAGAUUGCGCAACCCCCGAGCCUGAAAAUCCCCAAAUCAUUGACUACUGGCCAGCAACACGAUCCGAUGGUCCUUGAUCCCUCUGAAAUCUUCUGUAACACUGACGCGUCCUGGAGUCACACCUCUAAAGAAGCAGGACUAGCUUAG
This is a messenger RNA of Brassica napus (rape), 555 nucleotides long. RefSeq lists its product as uncharacterized. The record is from RefSeq and is a predicted model, not a curated record. Bases 1 to 555 code for a protein of 184 amino acids. The transcript has a single exon. Lineage: Eukaryota; Viridiplantae; Streptophyta; Magnoliopsida; Brassicales; Brassicaceae.